AACAAUUAAAAGUACAUUUCAAGAGGGUAAUUUCGUCAUUAAACUGCAAUACAAAAUGCAUUUUCAUGGCUCUUUGUUCAAUGCUGGUUUUUUUGUCUUUGUUUGAAAGAGAAACUGCAAAUUUUUGCUGUGAAAGAUUGUUUCUUUGAAGAUGAAAGAAUCCUCCGCCAUUAAUGAAAGCAGCAAAGCUUUUGACAAAGUAAAAAAGAAACAACAUUGAAACCCCAUUUUUCUUUUCUCUUUUUGUAAAGCAGUUUCCUUUUUUAGCUCUUUGGUUUAAAUUUUCCUGGAAAAUUUUAGAUUUUGAAGGAAAGAAGAAAAAAAAUGGGGUGUUGGUAUUCAAGGAUUGACAGAGAAGAAUCUGUUUCCCGUUGUAAAGCAAGGAAGAGAUAUAUAAAAGAAUUAGUUAUAGCUAGACAAGCAUUAUCAGCUUCACAUUCUAUGUAUCUUCGUUCUUUACGAGGUACUGGAUCAGCUCUGGUUCAAUUUUCAAGCAAUGAAACCACUUUACACCGUCCACCUCCGGUGCCGGCACCACCACCGCCUCCGCCGCCACAGCAGCCGCCGAUGAGUCCUGGUUCAGACACUUGGACAUCGGGUACAACCACCACUGCUUCCCCUGCUCUUCCUCCUCCACCACCACCGCCACCAUCUAGUAGCUGGGAUUUUUGGGAUCCAUUCGCACAAGCCGCCACUACUGCCUCUCGUUCAGUCACUGAAGAAGAAUGGGAAGCUGCUACUUCUACAUCCGAGACGGCUGUCACCGCCGUUACUGGAGCUGCAAACGCGGCAGCGCCGCCUUCGAGUGGUAGUGAGCUAGCCAUGGUUGUUUGUAGGAACAGUAAAGAACUAGUGGAGAUUGUUAAAGAAGUUGAUGAAUAUUUCCUUAAAGCUGCUGAUGCUGGUAGCCAUCUUGCAUUACUGUUAGAAGCUUCAAAUCCCAAUCUUUCAGGCAAAGGGUAUAAUAACUAUGCCUGUAACUUAACCCCAACAACAUGGACAUGGAAUUGGAACCCCAAAAUAGUCGAAAACACCAUUGUUGGACAUACAGGAAAUACUAGCCAUUGUUCCACCAUAGAGAGAUUAUAUGCUUGGGAGAAGAAACUAUACCAGGAAGUCAAGAAUGCUGAGGCUAUAAAGAUAGAACAUGAGAAGAAGGGGGCACAUAUGAGGAAACUUGAAGUGAAGAGAGCUGAGUAUAUGAAAACUGAGAAAACAAAGAAAGAAGUUGAAAAAUUAGAAUCCCAAAUGAUGGUUGCUUCACAAGCUAUUGAAACUACAUCAGCUGAAAUCAUUAAACUCAGAGAAUCUGAGCUUUACCCUCAAUUACUUGAGCUUGUAAAAGGAUUGAUGUGCAUGUGGAGAAGCAUGUAUGAGAUCCACCAAGUUCACACACACAUAGUUCAACAACUCAAGUACCUUAAUUUCAUCCCUUCUAACGAGCCGACAUCCGAGAUUCACCGGCAAUCAACUCUCCAGCUCGAGCUUGAAGUCCAGCAAUGGCAUUUGUCUUUCUGCAACUUAGUCAAAGCUCAACGAGACUAUAUUCAGUCCCUUGCUGGUUGGCUUCGGCUUAGCCUUUUCCAGUUCAGCAAAAACCUGCUUUUAAGAAACAGUCAAGAAUCGAAAAUUUACUCUUUUUGUGAAGAGUGGCAUCUUGCGGUCGAUAGGAUUCCAGAUAAAGUAGCAUCUGAAGGAAUCAAGAGCUUCUUGACAGUAAUCCAUGCCAUCGUAGUUCAACAAGCCGAGGAGUAUAAGCAAAAGAAGAAGGCAGAUUCCGCGUUUAAAGACUUCGAGAAGAAGGCAGCUGAACUUAGAUCACUCGAAAGUAAGUACAGCCCUUUUUCUGUACCGGAAACAAACAAAGACCCCAUUGCAGUAAAGAAAACAAAAGUGGACUUAUCGAGAGCCAAAGCGGAGGAAGAGAAGAGUAAGCACGAGAAGUCGGUGAGCUUAACACGAGCAAUGACUUUGAACAACCUUCAAAUGGGGUUUCCGCAUGUGUUUCAAGCAAUGGUAGGGUUUUCGAGCGUAUGCAUGCAAGCGUUUGAAUCCGUAUACAACCAAGCCAAGAGUAUCGAACAAGAGCACGAUGAUUAUGUGCCAACCGUUUUCGACAAUUUCAGUGCGAAUGUUGUUGUCAACGGGAGUACUGUUAAUCUCGGGUUGUGGGAUACUGCAGGACAAGAGGAUUAUAACCGAUUAAGACCCUUGAGUUAUCGUGGGGCUGAUGUGUUCAUAUUGGCGUUUUCCCUCAUUAGCAAGGCGAGUUACGAAAAUGUUUCCAAAAAGUGGAUUCCGGAGUUAAACCAUUACGCCCCCGGCAUUCCGAUUGUUCUUGUUGGAACUAAGCUUGAUCUUCGGGACGAUAAGCAGUACCUUAAUGAUCAUCCUGGAGCUGUGCCGAUUUCUGCAGCUCAGGGAGAGGAACUGAGGAAGCAGAUUGAUGCACCUGCUUAUAUCGAAUGCAGUGCAAAGUCACAGCAGAACGUGAAGUCGGUUUUCGAUUCAGCCAUUAAAAUCGUUCUUCAACCUCCUAAACAGAAGAAAAGGAAGAACAAACCAUGCUCGACAAUGUGAGUAGAAACAGAAAAUGUAGAACCCCCUUCUUUCCCUUUGUUUUUUUGCACUCGAAGAAAUUAGAACUACCCCGGAUUUUGAUCUCCCAAACCGACGCAACCAAGGAUCAUCGCGAAGCAUCUUAUGGUUCAGUAGUAUAUUAUGUUAUUGCAACUCCUUUGGCAUCUCUAAUUGUUUGAAAUGAAAUAGAUCGAUGUUAGUUAGGAAACUGCUCGGAAAGUCUUUAAUUUUAUCGUUUUGUAUCGAUUUAUGUUCAUGUUUUUUGUUUUUCUGUUCUUACUUUCUUGUAAAUCGUUCGUUUUGGAUUGAAACGAGUCCUUUCAUCCGCGUAUAUAUGAUCUGUUUAUGCCUA
Molecule: messenger RNA, 2932 nt
Organism: Gossypium raimondii (Peruvian cotton)
Lineage: Eukaryota; Viridiplantae; Streptophyta; Magnoliopsida; Malvales; Malvaceae
Product: rac-like GTP-binding protein RHO1
Exons: 10
Coding region: 325-2580 (751 amino acids)
Biological process (GO): establishment or maintenance of cell polarity; regulation of actin cytoskeleton organization; small GTPase-mediated signal transduction
Cellular component (GO): plasma membrane; cytoskeleton; cytoplasmic vesicle
Molecular function (GO): protein kinase binding; GTPase activity; GTP binding
Source: RefSeq, a predicted model, not a curated record